AUGCUCAGGCUCCGCGCGCUCCGCCCUGUAGAGCGGGUAAAGCGCGAGUGGCCGUUUCCGGUCAUCAACGAUGUUUAUCCCGGGUGCUGCCUGCAGGCUCUGCCCAUCAACUACCCAUUCGAGGAUAUGCGACGUUCAAGGGCCAAUCAUCCGGCAGAGUUCUUUCAACCUGUUUCGUACCGCAUCCGGGCUCCAAAUCAGGCGGAAGGCCGUUUCUACGACCAUAUGCCAGCGAAUGGGAGCGUUGAAGAUUUCAUUGAUGUGGAGUCUACAAGUGCCGAAGAUUUGUCCGGAUCAGCAUCCGCAGAAGUUCAGGAGGGCCGAUACGAGGAAAUUUCUGUUUUGGGCGUUCCUUGGGGACAACGCGUACUGAUGAGGCCAGUCUACGAGAAACGUCCGCGUGGGCGGCCAAAGAACGUGAAAAUUUCCCUGAAUCGUCCAAUUCGCGUCGGAAGUCCGUACUAUUUGGAUGACAAGCCACGCUUACCGAUUCAGCUAAAAACGGACGAUUCUAUCAAGAGCUACUCAUUUGUCGAGAAUGCUGGAGAAUUCCGUCCAAGCCUUCCGGCACGUGUUCAUUACUCCUCUGGACCAUCUUAUAGUCAAAUCGUCUCCGGUGGCUACGAAUCACCGCAUCUUGAAUAUGAUGAGGCUCAGCUUGAAUCAGAUAUGCAAUACCACGUGCAUGACAACCAGGAAAUUGACAUCUAUGGAGCGCCGAUGGAUGAUUACGGACAAGAUUUGGCCACGCAUUCCGGCGUGGAUUAUGGUACCGAAUACAUCACUGGGGAUGCUGUUAACCAUCUGCCCGUUGUGGAAGAUGUCGAGGUGAAGACGCUGCCCUUCGAGCCAACAAAGCCGCAACCGAUCGGAAAGCCGCGUGUGAGAGUCGUCAAAAUGGCCGGAUACACCAAGUCAACGUUGCAAUCGGUGAAGGAUGGCGAUGUCAGAGAACUCUACUACGUCAAUGGUUCCGGCAAGACGACGUUUGUUCGCGUUGGGGCCCCUCCUAAGCCAAACCCAAUGACUCAACAUGCCGAGGAGCUGCCGGUAGAGCAGCCGACAAAGGCGGGAUAUGCGGGGCCACCUCGUCGAACGAUCCGGAUUCUGAAAAGGCUGCCGAACGCACGUCCGUUACCGUAU
Messenger RNA from Mesorhabditis spiculigera, 1143 nucleotides. NCBI's taxonomy places the organism in Eukaryota, Metazoa, Nematoda, Chromadorea, Rhabditida, Rhabditidae. The record is from the annotation of a GenBank genome assembly.